Molecule: messenger RNA, 2453 nt
Organism: Bemisia tabaci
Lineage: Eukaryota; Metazoa; Arthropoda; Insecta; Hemiptera; Aleyrodidae
Source: RefSeq, a predicted model, not a curated record
CUUUAUUUCCACUGCACCAAGCCGGGUUGUUUACUUGUCAGUCUCAAGUCUCACAAGACAGCGGAUCGACAAUCCCAUUUUCUUCUUCUUUUUUAAAUUGUUUGUCUAAUUAUUUGCUUUUUUCCUGUUUAAUUUUUUGGUUGAAUAUUAAAUUAAUACAUUUCGAAACGUCCCAGUAUUUAAUUCAAUUUUUGUGAUUUAUCGUUUGUAUUUGCAGCCUUUCCGUUUAUCGAAUAAGCGGAUGGAUGAUUUGGAAUGAUACUCAUCAUGGCACAGCUGACUCGCCUUCAAAUUGAAUCAACGCAAUACGCUGCACACCAGAGGAGAGAUUCAUCUUUGACGGCGAGAGUAAAGGCAACACCUGAUGCCGGCAGGUUCUCCUCUCUCGUUGGUUGGCGCGGGGCCAUCUGGCAGCCCCGCAACGGUGCGCGAUAGUACCCUCACCAGUCACCAGAAAAUCCAAUCAGCCGGAGUGUUCCAUCAUCGGCGCCUCAUAGACGAAUCUGGUGCCCCCACAACCAUGCGUCCUUUCCACAUUUUCUUCUUGGCUUGCGUGUGCUACGAAGCCGCAUCCACAAAUGCUGCGACACAUUUGUCCAAGGAGACGACAGGAAUAGGAGCGACCGAACCAAGAAGCUUCUUCCACAAUUUCCAUAUCAACUACCCUUAUCUAUGGAACACAUGGAGUCUGUUGCCGAACCGACCAAGAGGCCAGAAUGAAGAUCUCUCGAGCAGUCAGACCAACGUUAACAAUCUCGGUGCAGCCAGUAACGGACACUUGGGAAUCGGGCUAACCAUAGAUUACGGUAAACGCACAGAGGCCGGUCUCAGCCAAGCGGCCACGGACACGACCCAAGAAACCAUCAACGACACCGACGCUCCCAUCUCCGUGACAGAAACAGGCGCGGGCGCGGGCUUAGAAGCGCCUUCAAAAACCAGAGCUACCACCCCCGAGACACCGAGCAACCUCAACAAAUAUGCAACUCACCCGCCGCCCAUCAUCAUACUCGACGCUGCCACAUUUCUGGCGCUGAACCGCGAUCAGAUCCAAGCCCCUCAACCAACAGUGAACCUUCAUCAAACCGGCAGCGUCGCCGCCAGCGAGAAGAUCGAACACACCGAAUACCCGGAUCCGCAAGUGUUGUCGCUUCCCAGUUCACCAUUCGUCUCCGAGUCGCGAGUCAAUUUCUCGUCGGGGAACCUCGUUUUCCAGGUCGAGACCAAGAACUACUCCUCCGACAUAGGCCUGAGGACCGAAUCGAUCGCUAAACACCCCGAGAGCUCAGCUAACUUCGACAUCAUCGCAGCGCCCUCCAACGUGGCGGCGAAUUACACCCCCUCGGAGAAUACCUCAAAUACAAACGCGGUAAGCAACGUCUCGGUUUCAGAGAAUGACGUCACAGUGUCUUCAUCAACCACCAUAGUCCCCGCGCUUAAAGAUGACCUCGCCAAGGAGUCAGAAACCACCAGCAAAAACGAGACCGUAGUGGAGAAGGAUCUUUCUGCUGGAACCGAAGAAGGAAAGAAGAAGCCGUCUGUAUUGCCUACAUCAUCAACUACAUCCCCGAUUCCGACGUCCAAGACGUCGGGGCCACCGCUUCUGAUCCGGGCUCACUACUACCCGGUCUCCGGCAACUUCUGGUACCCGCACAACGGACCGUACCACUCCUACACAACGGAAUACGCGCCGCCACCACCGCAAGUGUACCAGGAGCCCCAGGUGUACCAGGAGCCGCAGGUGUACCAGAGCCCGCAGGUCUUCUUCACGAACGGCUACUCGGCGACGUCGCAGUACGACCGACCGGCGGAGCUCUACGGGCGGCCGCAGAAGCCGAUCUUCACGCCGGCCGCGGCAGCCCCGGCGGACGGCUACGGCGAGGCCUCCUUCUACGACUACAAGCCGGCGACGAAGCCGGUGUACCUGACCAAGGGCACGACCCCGUACCGGGGGGUGACCAUCUACCUCGAGUCGGAGCCGGAACCGACGACCCCGGUCCCGUCGACCGUGUUCUCGGCCAGCGAGGUGACGACCGAGAGGCCGAGCAUCAACUCCUGGUUCCGGCCCCCGCAGUUCAUCAGCAAUAUCAUCAGCGUCCUCCACAAGGAUAACGUCGGGAAACCCAGGGAUAAGGUCAAGCCUACGCCUGCGCCCAAGCCUCCCAGUCGAGCGCUUCAUUGAACGAUUUUCAGACUAAAGAGACCUAGGGUAUCUAUCAGUAUAGCUUGACGGUUCAAGCUAAGGAAGAACGCCGUAUAAGCCAUCAGCGGGCCGAUUAUUGAAAUUGAUAGACGAAACUAUAGAUAAAGAAGAUAAAAGGGAUAUUGAAGGAUCCUAUUGGUUGAAGCAUGUGGUAGCAACGGACAAAGAAGGUCAACGGUGCAAGUCAACAAUCACAUAAUUCGGUUUGCGACGUCGCAGACUUCCUAUCAUACUUUAUUUAUCAAACGGAAAA